CCUGUAUACAUCGAGGAAAAAACCAUAAUCGAAACAAGAGCAUGCUUGCUGUCCUAGUCUCCUCUACGGGUACCUCUGCGCUGUUUUAGUCUGAGUGUUUGUGUUUCCGCUUUUGCACCGGAGGAGUUCGUGCACAUGCCAGUCGGGGACUUCGCUAACACCAUUUUUGGUACUUUUGCCUAGCACCUGAGUGAACAAUAAAACGAGGGAGUCAUUCGUGCGAACAGGCAGAGACCUUUGUAAAGGAUCUUGAUCAUGCGAACGUAUGUUUUCUGUAUGGCACCACUGGGCGUAAUCGAUGAACAACACACCUGUGCUUUCUCAGGUCUCCCCUUACGUUUUCCUUUUCGAUUUUCUCUCGUGGCAGAAAACACGUCUGCGCAAUAGUUCUUUUGUGUACGACCUUUUCGGUAAUUACUUAAUUUAUUUGAUACGCAUUAUGUUGCAUCAACAUCUUCCAGCAUAGGCACCAUGGCGUUCGUCCGUCGCGCGUCGCGGCACCGGGCGAGUUUAGGAGACGCCGAGUUCCCCUACGAGGCCGGGCGGUAUGUGCUCUACGUCUCCUACGCCUGCCCGUGGGCGAAUCGGGCCGCGCUGGUGGCGAAACUGAAAGGUUUGGACGAGAAAGUUCUUCCAGUCGUGUCCGUGCACCCGAUACGCAUUGCACAUGUAUUUGGAUCCUCUGAUGGAACAGGCCAACUUGUCAUGCCAAAUCUGAAUCAUGCAAAAAUCUGUGUUGCAUGAUUACCAAAAGCUGUGCCUUUUUUACCGACUUGAGAUGUGAUUUCUCAUGCAGGAAAUGCAUCACAAAGAUCCCACCGGAUCUGUCAUGCUAGGUCCUGGGGAUUCCAGUCCUCAUGGGUCACGUAAAACCUGCAUGACAAGUUGACAUAUUACCAGAGCACCCGCACAUACUUGCAAUGCAUACCCCACGUGGCAGCGUACGAAGCCGGGCGUGGACUCGCACUGCGGCUGGGUGUUCCGCGCGCCGGGGGAAGGGGUGGUCCCCCUCGCUCUCCUCGACAACGUCACCGCACAGGAGGGCAAGGUGGCUAAGGGUUCCGCACUGAACGAGGUCAGUGCGGCGGGCGAGGUGGGCAAGCAGACCGAAAUCCGCACGGCGAACUGCGGGGUGGACAGCUAUUCGGGCUGGAACUGCCGCACGCUGCGCGAACUCUACGAGAAGUGCGGGGAUUCGCUCGAGACCGGGGGAAAAUUCACCACGCCGCUGUUGUUCGACCGGAAACAGUAUGAAUUACAAAUAUGUCUGGGUCUGGAAGAGUGCAGACAUCUGUGAUGCAGUUUUUCCGCAGCCCAGAUCGUCUGGCAUGCAAGCCCUAGCAUCACAGAUUCCGAGUAGGUAUCCCGAUGCCUAAACCGCAUGACAAAUGCCCCCUUUCUGUAACAGGGAAUGGGGCCUUUUGCUGACUAUGCAUGGCAGAUUUUGUCAUGAUGUAGAAUUUGCAUCACAAAUUCGAAUCCAUCCAGACCCAGACGUAUUUGCAGGGGAUAGACAGCGCAAAAUCGUGAAUAACGAGUCCUCGGAAAUCAUUCUAUCAAGAAGAAACAUCCCCCCUCCCCAUAUCAAAUCGGAAAUCUGUGAUGCAGAUUUGUGGCCACAAAUCAGCUCAUUCAUGCUAGAAGGGAAAAGAUGUGGACUGUAGUGCUGGAUGGCGUAGGAAAGCAUUGCAUCUUCAGCAUGACAGGACGCAGCUGGAAGUGGGAAGCAGCAUGACAAAUUGCCUGCAAACGAGGCCACAACUGCGGCCCUUGGCCUUCUAGCAUUACAAGUCGAUUUGUGUACUCAAAUACAGCAUCACAAGUUUCGCUUUCGAUAUGGGGUGGGGAGAUUUUUCCUUUUGAUAAAUUCUGCAGCUGAACAACUGGCCGGCCGACGCGAGCAACGGUGCGACCACCGGAAGUGUGGACUUGUGUAUGAUCGGAAAUAGAGAAGGCGUCGCUUUGCAUUUUUGUAGACUGGAGGUAAAGCAGCUCCUGGUUUCGUUGCUGAGGACGAGAAUUUUUUUAUGCGCAAUAUACCGAUUCACUUUCAACACAGUCCGAAUUUCCGGUCGGAGUAGAGGAUCAAGAUUACCGUAGCAAAAAUCUGCACUAUCGCACAUAGAAAGUUGAGAAGCAAUCCUUUAUUUUCCCGAUCCAUACACGACCCUCUUCAUUUGAAGAAGGAUAUCGACGAGUGGAACGAGUUCACCUACGACCGCAUCAACGACGGCGUGUACCAGUGCGGGUUAUCCUGUGUGAAAACGUCUCCACCCCAUACUCAAGAUGGUAGAUCUGCUACACAAAUCAAGGAACUUUGUGCGGUUCGCAUGACAAAUUUUUAUAGACACCUAGUGCAGCAGUGUUUGGCUAUAUUAAGUACAACAAUACGCAUCACACGUUGACCGUCUGAUGCUGAUUAGAGCAUGACAAAUUCGUCCGAAACCGCACUAGAAAAUGCAUCUCAUCGGGCUGCGCAUGCGAAAGGUUUUCCGCAUGCACUUUCUGCAUGACGGGGACGUUUUUACCCAGCAUACUGCUUUGCGCGCACCCAGGUCGCGUACGACCGGGCGGUGGAUAAACUUGCGACCAGCAUGCAGAAGCUCGAGGACCGGUUUGCGGAGGAACCAAGCCGCGCGUUUCUGGUCGGCGACCAGCUCACGAUCGCCGACGUCCGGCUGUUCCAAACUUUAGUAUUAAAAUGAAAAAUGCCCCCUCCACCCCAGAACUUGGCAGCAUUUGUAUUGCAAACCUUUCCAAUACUAGAAACACUCCCUUUCCUGCAUAUACCAGCAUCGCAAAUUUUCCAUGCUGACUAGCCCAAAAUCUGUAUUGCAAAGAGCCCAGCACCCGCCGAAUCUGUUAUGCAGAAGAUACCUUGCGCACCUAGAAGAUUCUGCAUCAGAACCACUCGUAGUCCUUUCAUGCAAGACAAAGAGUUUUCAUUUGGAAACUUUGCAUCAGAAACUUUUGCAAAUUAUGGGGUGGGGGCGCUUUUCAUUGUAAUACUUGGUUCGCAUGGACGAGUGCUACGUGAUCUAUUUCAAGUGCUACGCCGCGAGUCUGCGAAAUUUCCCACUCCUCUUGCGGUACACCGCGCGGAUCUACCAGAUGCCCGAGGUCCAGGCGUGCACCUUUGUCCGGGACUGCAAAAUCCACUAUUUCACCUCGCACCCGCACCUGAAUGCGUUCGCCGUGGUCCCGCGGGAUUCACAGGUCGUCGAAUUGCUGGAGCAACCACCCGACACGCUGAUCUAAUAUCCACGGUACAGAGGACGGUUGGACUUGGAGGGAAGAAGGGCAAGGUUUGUCAUGCGGUGAAAGGUUGAUGAGGUUCUUUCGCUCAAGGAGAGACAGUUACAGCAAGUGUCUCUGAUUCGUUAGAACGCAUGCAUGAGUCGGGCAUUGGAAUCUCAUUUUGCAUCUUCCUUUUAGUUUUAUCGCAUGAUAAACUUCAUGCCUUUAUUCCGCCCCAGCACGUCGGCCUUUUCCGGACGAUACAGGCUCCAAGAGUGGCGCGUCGAAGGGUCUACUCGGCUUUUUGCGAGAUUUUUUCACAAAGCGAAUAUGUUGAGGGCGCAGUUCUUCCGCGGGAGUUGUGGCCGAAAGUGUUUCAGUUAAUUUCGAGAUAAACUACCAGUUUAAGAACCAACUCUGUCACGUGGCAAUGCUACCACCAGCACGGGCAAGAAUGCGCAGGGCCUAUUUUUCUUUUUGCGGUUGUGCUGGGGCUGCUAGUACAACUGCUGUGAUGGAACAACGAACAGGCAUGGCACAGGAUGACGCGGAACAAGCGCAUGGAUAGAAUUUACACGACUUUUUGAAGGAUAAGAAAAGUACAGACGGCGCGGUGAUACCGCUAGAGUUGUUCUUGAUACCAGUGGACGAAAGUGGUGAAGUUGUUGUAGCUACUUUGACCACUAGAAUAAGGAAUCAGAAUCCAACUACACGCUAGCCAUUGCUCGUACCACCCUCGCUGGAAUUCUUACGCUCAUCCAGCGCAUUUCGAUCUGAUGCUGGUCGGAAAAUGUCCAUGAAAAGCGUUUCAUGCAGCAAUACCGCGGUUUGGUGAAGGAAAGCCCUGCACUUCCAGUGGGUCCGGCUGUAGCAGUUUCAGAAUAGCGUUCAGAACGAGCGGAUGGCACUGUCGUUGAAAAAUUUUCUUUGCGGAGAUGUUUCGUGUCCAGAUUCCAGAACCACACGGCAGG
Molecule: messenger RNA, 4208 nt
Organism: Amoebophrya sp. A120
Lineage: Eukaryota; Dinophyceae; Syndiniales; Amoebophryaceae
Source: the annotation of a GenBank genome assembly